UUGCAACACCGCUCAACAUGUCCAAGCUCCUCACUCUGAGCAAGGCGCUGCCCGUCCUCGCCGUGGGCGCCCUGGCUGUCGACUUUCCCACCCUUCCUGAGGACCUGACCACUCCGUACCAGCAGCGCCUGGCCAUCUAUGGUCCUAAUGAGGUCUCCGUGGGUUGGAACACCUAUGAGCAGCUGAACCAGAGCUGUGUCCAGUAUGGCACUUCGAGUAACAACCUCGACUCGGAGGCCUGCUCGACCAAGUCGACCACCUACUCGACCUCUCGGACCUACUCCAAUGUCGUGACCCUGACCGGGCUUACUCCCGCCACCACGUACUACUACAAGAUCGUGUCGGGCAACUCCAGCGUGGAGCAGUUUCUGAGCCCGCGCACGCCUGGUGAUACCACGCCGUUCAACAUGGAUGUGGUGAUCGAUUUGGGAGUGUACGGCACCGACGGCUACACCUUGUCGUCCCGCAAGGCGAAGAAGUCGGAUAUCCCUCACGUCGAACCCGACCUCAACCACACCACCAUCGGCCGCCUGGCGGACACGAUCAACGACUAUGAGCUAAUCAUCCAUCCUGGUGACUUUGCCUACGCCGAUGACUGGUACCUGAACCUCGACAACUUGCUCUCUGGGUCCGAAGCCUACCAAUCCAUCCUGGAGCGCUUCUACGACCAACUGGCCCCCAUCGCCGGUAACCGACUCUACAUGCCCAGCCCCGGAAACCACGAAGCCGACUGCACUGAGAUCCCCUACACCUCCGGCCUCUGCCCCGAAGGCCAGCGCAACUUCACCGACUUCCUGCACCGCUUCGAGGGCACCGUGCCGACGGCCUUCCCCUCCCAGUCCACCAACACCACCGCCCAGGAACUCGCUGAAACGGCGCGCAGUCUCGCCGUGCCGCCCUUCUGGUACUCCUUCGAGUACGGCAUGGUGCACGUCGUGAUGAUCGACACCGAGACCGACUUCAAGGAUGCCCCUGACGGCACGGAUGGCUCCGCGGACCUGAACACCGGUCCGUUCGGUGGUCGCGACCAGCAGCUGGACUUCCUCGAAGCGGACCUGGCCAGCGUGGACCGGACCGUGACCCCCUGGGUGGUAGUGGCGGGUCACCGACCCUGGUACACGACCGGCGACGGCAACGCCUGCGAUGUUUGCCAGGAGGCAUUCGAGAGUGUGUUCUACAAAUAUGGCGUCGACCUAGGUGUCUUCGGCCACGUCCACAACUCGCAGCGCUUCCAGCCCGUCUUCAACGGCACCGCCGACGCCAACGGUCUCAACAACCCCAAGGCGCCCAUGUACAUUGUCGCGGGCGGUGCCGGUAACAUUGAGGGAUUGAGCUCCGUGGGCACCGAGCCUUCGUACACGGCGUUUGCCUAUGCGGAUGACUACAGCUACGCUACUCUUCGGUUCCUCAACGAGACCUCCCUGCAGGUGGACUUUAUCCGUUCCACCACGGGUGAGACCCUCGACUCGAGUGUGUUGUACAAGGACCACACCACCCAGUUUGUUGUUCAGUAGAUGCAUGUGAAGUGGAUGG
Molecule: messenger RNA, 1533 nt
Organism: Aspergillus ibericus CBS 121593
Lineage: Eukaryota; Fungi; Ascomycota; Eurotiomycetes; Eurotiales; Aspergillaceae
Product: purple acid phosphatase family protein
Exons: 2
Coding region: 18-1514 (498 amino acids)
Molecular function (GO): metal ion binding; acid phosphatase activity
Source: RefSeq, a predicted model, not a curated record